CGGGAUUGGAUACAAAAUAACGGGGCACACAAAGAGUUCAGGGGCGUUGGUGGUUUUGCUCUGAAUUUUGUCAAGGAAGUCAAAAGUAGACUAUUUGAAAGAUUAUCGACGAUUUCAGAGAUCUUAAUAACAUCCAACAGUUAUGGCAGGUAAAACAAAUGUCAUUGCAUUGCAUGAUGAAGAGGCCGUGCCCGGUGCAGAGGGUCCUCUUGUCGCAGUGACUUUUCAGAAAACUGCUCACAAAAAACAGAAGUACCUGGAGUCUGAACCCAAAGCAUUGGGGGUGACUCAGAUUGCCCUCAGUGUGUUCUAUAUCAGUUCUGUCAUUGUCAUUCUCACCAACAGCAUAAGCAUGGUGGUUGAAGAUUUAACACAAAUCAUUGGAUCAGUGUUUGUGAUCAUAGCUGGUAGUUUGGCCAUAGCUGCACAGAAUCUCCAUCUUCCCACUCUGAAGGCCUGUCUGGGGAUGCAGGUAGUGGCCUGUGUAGCAUCAGUGAUCAACUUGAUCGUCUCUGUGUCAGACAUGGCUGGACACGAAUAUGGUUAUGGCUGCUGGAAAUACGUUGAAAUCAACAGCACUGAUCACAAUGAUUCUUGCUAUUCAAUCACUGCUUCUACUGAACAUUACCUUGCUGAGUUGGUCCUGAUAAAUACUGCUCUCAUCGCUAUCUCUGUCACGCUCGCUGCCUACUGCUGCAAGGUGGUCAAUUGCUGCUCUCCAGGACAACGAAUGGUGAUCAUAGCUGGUAGUUUGGCCAUAGCUGCACAGAAUCUCCAUCUUCCCACUCUGAAGGCCUGUCUGGGGAUGCAGGUAGUGGCCUGCGUAGCAUCAGUGUUCAACUUGAUCGUCUCUGUGGCAAGAAUGGAAGCACACAGUUAUUUCUGUUGGAAAUACGGUGAAGGGAACCUCACUGAUUACGACAAGACUUGCAUUUUAUUUAAUAAUUCUGCUACACAUUACUUUGCUGAGUUGAUCCUGAUACAAACUGCUCUCAUCGCUAUCUCUGUCACGCUGGCUGCCUACUGCUGUAAGGUGGUCAACUGCUGCUCCCCGGGACCACGAAUGCCGGUGAUCACAGUCCAAGUCCCUCCUGCUCAGCAAUGAGGAGAGAUACCAUGUGAGGACCUAUCAAGACAAGCGAUCCAACCCCUUAAUCAACCAGCAAAAACAUUCUUCCAUCAACUGACAUAUUGUAGGCCUAUAUGCCUACACGUAUGUCAGACCGAUGGAUUUGUUUUUUUUAUAGAAAACAGCUUGGCAUGAUGUAGCCUAAUGUGAGUUAUAUUUUAUUAGGGGUCCUAGCAGGUUCGUAGAACUGUGAUGGAAAACAUUUUGUUGGUGCUUUUCUAUUUACCAAUUUCUGUGUUCUAUGUUUGUGCUUUUCUAUAAACUAAUUUCUGUGUUCGUGCAAGUGACUGAUUAAACGAAUCCUCACUAUCAGUAUCUGCAAUUUGGCAGUACACCGAGAUCCUUGUUUAGGGAAAGUGAUAUCUCAGUUUCAAGGUCUCAGCUUAGAGAGAAGAAGCCUUGUGAGGUAUUGGUCUGUCACAUGCAUGACCCAGUAUUGGUUGUCACAUGAAUGAAGCAAACAUGAAUUAUGAAUGAUGUAUAAGCUAAAUCAUGCAAAUAUAACUUUUCAGUAUAUAAGGGAACUAACGGGACUGCCCGUUAGAGCUCACUUCAGACCGGUACUUUAUGCAUCUAAGUUUGACUGUGACCUCUCCAGCUUGCUGACAAUAAAGAGUGAUUCAUUUAUAAUUGA
Salvelinus namaycush (lake trout) is the source of this 1763-nucleotide messenger RNA. RefSeq lists its product as uncharacterized. Bases 143 to 1105 code for a protein of 320 amino acids. Gene Ontology annotation, cellular component: membrane. The record is from RefSeq and is a predicted model, not a curated record. The transcript is spliced from 10 exons. Lineage: Eukaryota; Metazoa; Chordata; Actinopteri; Salmoniformes; Salmonidae.